AUGCGGAAGGUAGAUUCCGGGUCGAGUGGAAGCAGAUCCAAUCCUAAACAAGGCUAUACUUUUGCGAGUGAGAGUAGCCAUAGUGUUGAGUGUUAUUCCGUUGAUAAAGUGGAGUAUAUACGAAAUAUGACCUACGGAGUGUUGUUUGAUGAUAUUGUGUCCGUUACGGGCUAUAAUGCUGUUCCAAGAUAUUCUAAGAAAUUUCAGGGCUCCAGUCCAGAUCUCUGA
Molecule: messenger RNA, 228 nt
Organism: Sclerotinia sclerotiorum 1980 UF-70
Lineage: Eukaryota; Fungi; Ascomycota; Leotiomycetes; Helotiales; Sclerotiniaceae
Exons: 4
Coding region: 1-228 (75 amino acids)
Source: RefSeq, a predicted model, not a curated record